AUGAUUGUUAUCCUUAUCACAGUGAUCAUGGGCAUCCCACUGGGGCAUGCUUUCCAUGUUUUUCAACCGUACUAUGCAGUAGGAAGACAGGGACAAGUGUCUUUGCAUUGCACUUACAAGACAAAGCCCCUACCACUGGAGAUGCAAGUGUCUGUUUAUAAAGGCAUGUAUGGAAAAGAAAGGAUCUGCAGGGCCUUUGUCAAUGUCUCGAACCCUCACAUAGUGACAGAUGGUGCAGUGCAUUGUAUAGGUAAUGUGAGCACAGAGAGAGUGGACCUGACCAUCUUUGGCUUAAAAGGAGAGGACACUGACCUGUACAGAUGCCAACUAGAAGUCUUCUUCCCACCCCCAUACCGGAGCGAGUUUGGGAAUGGCACGCUGGUGUACAUUCCAGAGAGUCCAGACUGCCCUACUGAGAACGUGCAAGCUAGAAUUCAGCAAGUAUCAGAAACGUAUCCAAACAAAACAGAUGUAUUUCCUUUAAUUCUGCUCUAUGCAAUAUUCAUGAUCACCAUGGCCAGCCUCAUUAUACAGAUAAUGAAGAUAAUCUUAAGAAAGCGGAAGUCCAACCACACGCUACAAACUCUUUCACAGAAAGGUGACUACAAGAACUUCACAUGAUCUGUACAGCAAUUAUCAGUGAUAUUCAACUGAUCUUGUAUUAUAAGAACGGCCCUACUCUACUACAAUAGUAAUA
This is a messenger RNA of Trichomycterus rosablanca, 697 nucleotides long. It is a transcript of the gene cd28, whose product is annotated as CD28 molecule. The record is from RefSeq and is a predicted model, not a curated record. Gene Ontology annotation, cellular component: external side of plasma membrane. Gene Ontology annotation, biological process: regulation of T cell proliferation; T cell receptor signaling pathway. The transcript is spliced from 4 exons. NCBI's taxonomy places the organism in Eukaryota, Metazoa, Chordata, Actinopteri, Siluriformes, Trichomycteridae. The coding region runs from base 1 to 621 and encodes 206 amino acids.